AUGCAGCAAUUGGCACACACAGCGGGCGCGGCCGCGACAAGGAGAACGGGCGCUACAGGCGCUCUCCACCGCGGCGACGGCGGCCCCGAGAGGCCUCGACGAGCGACGAUGAAGGAGGAGGAGGAGGAGGCCAGGGCGACGAAGAAGACUUCGCAGCAGCGCGAGGACGAGAAGCGUCGAACCGCGGAAAGAAGAGUCGACCGAGAUCAGGCCUCCCGGCAAUCGCCGCCAGGCAAUCAGGCGAGGGCGGCGGCGAAGGGCAAGGGGCCGUCGCGCCGCGCGGACCCCGCUAACGGAAUCGGCGGCGGAGCGAGCCCCGAGAAGGCCGGGAAUAACUGCCGCCCCGCUGAGAACGGGGGCGGCGGCGGCGGAAGCUCGAGGAACGGUAGAGGGGCGGAGAGUGCCGACACCGUCGGCGGCGGCGGUAGGAAGGGCGGGGAGCGGGGGCGGAAGAUGUCUGUCGACAGCAACAACAGCACUGGCGGCGGCGGCGUCGGCGGUGGCAGGGAGCGUAAGGCGCUCGCUGCGGCGGAAGGCGGCUACGCCCCUGCGGACGGCAAGGGCCGAUCGUGGAGCGGUAAGGUCGACAGGGCGGUAGCGCCGCCGCCCGGUCGCGACGGGAGCAGCACGAUGCCGCCCGCCAAGCCCAAGGAGAAGCGGAGGGACGAGAACAGGGCAGCCGGCGAGGGCGGUGGCAAGGGGAAGUCGGCGAGCGGCGGCGGCGGUGGCCGGAGCGGGGCCGACGUGAUGGACGAUGACGACGACGAGGACGAUGUGUUCGAGAUGAAGAAGGUCGUGGCGAAGAAGAAGAAGAAGAAGCGGCUAGUAGACGACACGUUUGACGCCAGCGCCAGUCUGUCUCCCUCCCGCCGGGUUAACGGGUUCUUGAGCCCGGCGCGCCGCAACAACAAGCAGGCCGGCGUCGACGUCGGCGGAGGCGCGGGGGGAGCAGGGGAAAAGGACGGUGCAGGGGCGAAGGCGCCGGUGGUGAAGGAGGUUAAGCUGACGGCGGAGGAAGAGGAGCUGAUGAAGGGGCUGAGAAAGUAUCUUCGGGAGCACCACAUCAAAAAUGUCCAACUGAAACUCGUGGGCUGGAAGCCCGUGGUGCGGAAAGGCUCCAAGUACCACCAGCACACGUACCUCAACCCAGAUGGGCAGGAGUUCAAGACGAAGGGAGAGGUCCUGGCGGUAUUUCGGGCCGCAGGAGAUUUCAACCAGGAGCGGCAGACGUCAAGCAGGGAGGAUGCGGUGGAGCAAGCCCGGAUUCUCUUCGAGGGCAAAGGCACAAAGCUGCUCGGAAAACGAGAGCCGGGGGCGGCACCCCUCCCAGUGACCGACAUCCUGCUGGAGAACCUGGGGAGGGUGGACACGAGGUUCGGGUUCCACAGCUCCAAGACCAUAUUCCCUCCAGGUUACCGAGCUAUCCGCAUGGUCAUGGACGGGCGCACCCUGCGCGCCAUCAAGGCGCGGUGCUCGAUCUACGUGGAGAACGACGCCCCAGCCUUCAGGAUCGAGUUGGACAAAAGCAGCAUUCCUCCGGGCAAGACCACCACCUUCGAGGCGACCACCCAGAAGGAGUGCUUCAACCAGGUCUUCAAGGCACUCGACACGGCGGGCAACAGGGCCAAGGCCAAGAUGAGGGCCGCGGACAAGCAUGGCCGGGGAGGGCGCAAGAAGGACCGCGACGGCGGCGGCGGCGGUGAUCACGGUGGGGACGACCGCGGCACGUCCGGCCGCAAGCGCAAGAAGAGCUCGUCCGGAGGGUCAUCCAAGGUGAAGGUUAGGCGGGAGUCUGCUGCGGAGGGGCGGGAGAACGGCGCGGCGGGGGCCGGGGGGGCGGUCGCGAACGGAGGCGGGGCGGCGGCAUCGUCGCAUAAGGCCAAGCAGCCGACGACGCCACGACGACGAGCGGAGAGGGUCGCGAAGAAGGAUCCCUUGAAGGAGAAGCGGGUGCAGCUCCAGCCCGCCGUGGCUAAGGAGGUGCAGAGCUUCAUCACCGCCAAGCGAAAAGAGGCGCGCGGGAUGGUACUCGGAAGGUUUGACGCCGAGCAGAGAGGCCUCAUGACAGACUCCGGGGCGGUAGAAGACUCCCUCCUCGAAGGCUUCGACAAACCGUGGCCACGCCCACGGUACGCCGGCGCGGCCGCCGCUGGGCCGGUCGAGAAGGACGGUGGCGCCCCAGGCGUCGUCGGGGAAGAACGGCGGUCCCCCUCUGAGGGUUCGUCGUCGCCGGCAGCGGCAGCGUCAGCGGAGGCCGCGGCUAAGCAGCGGUUUGUGCUUCCGGAGGGCGUCCUCCUUAAGCACGCCGUGCAGGAGGUGGAGGAGGAGGAGGAGGAGGAGGAGGAGGCGGAAGAGGGUGGUGAUAGCGAUGAUGGUGACAGCGAUGGCGACGACAAGGCGGAGGGUUCGGGUAGCAGCGUGGCGGGCGGCGGGGACGGUGACGAUGAGGAGGAAUCGGACGAUGCGGAGCCCCCCGGUGCCGCUCUCACCGGGGGUAACGGGGGUGAUGGUGAUGGGGACGGUUCUCCCAUGGACGUGCUGGAGGAAGAGGAAGGGGGUGGUGGCGCGGAACCGGCCGCUGGUGUGGACCCCAUGGAGGUGGAGGAGGAGGAGGAGGAAGAGGAAGUGGAGGAGGGGGAAGAGGAAGAGGAAGUGGAGGAGGAGGAAGAGGAAGAGGAAGUGGAGGAGGAGGAAGAUGAGGAGAACGACGAGGCGGUGUUGCGGCGGCGGCUGCACGGGCUUGCGGAGGACGAAGGCAAGCCGGAGGCUGUCCGCAGGUGCGCGGUGGUGCUGCGCGAGAUCGCCAGGCACCGGCUGGGCGGGGUCUUCCUGUUUCCCAUGGACAGGAUGCAGUCCCCCGAGUACUACGCCGUCAUCGAAGAGCCGAUCACGGUGCUGUCGCUGCUGGACUUUCUCGAGGGCUGGUCGUGCGGGGGCACCGCGGAAGCAUCAGAGGGGGGGGAGUCCACGGCCGAGGCGGAGGCUGGGCUCGUGGAUGAGUUCACCAUCUCGGUGCGCAGGAUGUGGGAGAACUGCUGGAGCUACAACCACGAGGGCACGAAGGCAUGGCUGGCGGCCGUCCGCCUGUCGUCGGUGUUUGAGCGCCUCCUCCGCGAGUGGAUCCUCCGGGCCACCCCGGCGCCCCCGGGACUCCCUCAGCUCCUCGGGAGCGAGGCUCGCCCUUGCUCCGCCUGUGGGGCCGUCGAAGACCCGUCCACAGCAGCAGAAGCAGCAGCAGCAGCAACACCGGACGUUCCGCUCGGAGACACCGGCAUCAGCGGCGCUCCUACCACGAGCGGAAACGCUAGCCCUCCGGCGGCGGCGACAGCCGCCUCCGCCGCCGCUCUCGUGGCUACCGGCGAGGCCGCCGCACCGGCGACGGUAGUGUGCGACUUCUGCGACGCCACGUACCACCUGGGUUGCCUCCAUCCCCCCCUCGCGCAGGUCCCGCGCGGGGAGUGGUUCUGCCCGGCGUGCGUCUGUCCGGGCACCGCCGCCGCCGGCGGGGGCGGGUGGGGCCAGGCGACGGGGGCGACUCUCGUCCGCCGGCCCCCCGAGGGAGGGUUCGGCUGCCGGUCUCGGUGGUCGGGAACCUCUGCCGGAGGCAACAAGAGCGGGGCAGCAGCAGCAAGGGCGCUGGCGAACGGUGCUGGGGGGGCAGCCGCAGAUGGGAGCAGCAGCGGCUACGCUGGCGGCGGGGCGGGGGCGGUUGGGACGGCGGCGGCGGGGGUGGAACCUCCUCUGCUGUGCGGGUCCGGUAGCGGAGGGUCUCUGGAGAAGGACGGCCAAGCAAGGGAGGGCACCGUGGAGAGCGGCAGCGGGGUUGUGGGGGGUAUGGGGGAGUGGGGGCCGUCGGAGGGGGUGCCGAAGGCGCUGGACUGGUCUCUGAGCCGACGAGCCCGGGAGUGCCUCGAGAGCGAGGACAAUGCGCGCGUCCUGCACGACGCCCUGCGCAUCCUUGGCCGGAGGGAGGGCGGGUGGCUGCCGUCGCCGACAGGGUGCUGGUCACCCGGGGAGUGGGUCGCGGUGCUGGCGGCGCUUGUGGCCAUGGCGGUGGAGACGCACACCCUGAACCACUUCUUCUCGGACGCGGAGCAGCGGUGCGAGAACUUGAGGAAGAAGGCCGUGUCGGGGACGAAGAUGAGCACCAGGUCUUUCCAGGGGAUGCUUCUGAGCGUGGGGGGCAACGGUGCGGUGGAGUUCUGGCAGCGGCUGAUGAAGAGUGUAGACGGCGAGAUGGACGCGGUUAAGAACUGCGCCGACGAGGACGAUGAUGAGGAGGACGAUGACUUCGGCAAGACCCCCGGCGUGUGCAUCGUUUGCUGGUGUCCCACCGCCCACAUCGACGCAAGCCAGAUACUCAUGUGCGACGGGUGCCAGGGCGAGGUCCACCUCAAGAAGUCGUGCUCGGGGUUCCGCCGCAAGCCGUCCGACGACACUCCGUUCUUCUGCGGCGGUUGCACGGCACGAAGAGACCGGCAGGCCCGGGUGGAGGCGGCGGCGGCGGCGGCGGCGGCGGCGGCGGCGGAGGCAGAGGGGGGGGGAGACGGCGGUAAGGAGGAAGCCGCGGGUGUCAAGGACGAGGUCAAGGAAGGCGUAGGGGACAAGGCUCCUGCGGCGGCUGCUGCGCCGGCUGCUGCGCCGGCUGCUGCGCCGGCGAAGAAGAUGGAGUUCUGCGAGGAACCGGAAGACGAGCAAAGGAGAAAGAAGAAAGAGGCCGCGCUUAAGGGGGGAGCGAAUCUUGGACUCCAAAAAUUCGGGCCAAAAAGAGAAGGACCCGGGCCAGGAAACCCCCCGGGGCGAACCCAGUGGGAACCCCACCGCGGGGAAGGGGGAGGGGGGCGCCCCCGCUACCCGGGGGGGUGGGACCAAACGCAACAAGCGGGGUGGGAACUCCCUGGGAAGCCGCCCCCAAGGCAUCAGCCCAAGGAACCCCCCGGGGGCAACCCAAGUGGGCCCCCGACGGCGGGGAGGGGGGAGGUGGCGGCGCCGGCUACCGGCGGGGCUGGAGCGAAGCGCAGCAAGCGGUGUGGGAUCUGCGUGGGAUGCCGCGCCAAGGCGUGCGACCGGUGCAAGUACUGCCUGGACUCGAAGAAGAACAACGGGCCCAACAAGCUCAAGCAGCCGUGCAUCAAGCGCCGCUGCCGCAACCUCCCCGGCGACGCCAUCGACUGGGCGGACGCCCUCUUGCCCGAUCCGAGAGCCAACGGCGGCGGUGGCGGCGGGGAGCUGGAGUGCGAAUACUGCUUCAAGAUGGAGAAGGAGCUGUGCAGUCCGAUGGUGGUGGACUUGAGCCCGGAGGAAGCGGAAACGUUCCUCAAGCAGCAGGAGGCGGAGCAAAACGGGGACGGGAGCGGUGCGGAGGGCGCUAACCCCCACAGGAAGGUCAGAUUUCCAAGAUUCAGCAGGGCAAGGCCAGGCGAAGGCGGGGGCGGAGGCGUGGGGAGGUCGCCCCGGGCAUCGGGGCCCGUGGUCCACGAAGUCUGUGCGCAGAGCAUGUUCAAGGCUCGAGCGGAGCGGGCGCAGCACAAGCUCAGGGGCCUCCGCGAACAAGCGGUAGAGGAGGCCAUCCGCCUCGGGGGUUACCAGACCCUCCCGCUAGGCCGCGACCGGCACGGGCGGUUCUACUACCGCUUCCCCGGAGACUCGAGAAGAGUCUUCGUCAGCCACCCCGUCCGAGAGGGCAAAGGCGACGGCCUGGACAUUGUAGUCUCCGAGGCGACGGGGGCGGACGGCGCCGGCGGGGACGCCAAAGCGGCGGGAGUAGCAGCAGGAGCACAGCCGAGCUGGGGAGCACAGCCGAGCUGGCGGAAGCUUGUCCCUUCCCCCGGGGGGCCGGCCCCCGCCGAGGAAGACUUGAUGGUGUACGAGAAUGACGGGGACGUGGAUGCUCUCGUGGCCUGGCUCAACGAGUCCGGCCAGCGCGAGGGGCCGCUGCGCGCGGCGCUUCUGCGGGCCUUUCCCCCGGCGUCGCCGCCGCCGUCCCCGCCGGAAGCGGCGGCUGCGCUAGAGAAAACCGAUGAUGGGGACGGCUUGAAACCGUUGGCGUCGGCGGCGAUGGUGGCGGACGGCGAAGGGGAUGGUGGGGGGGAUAACAGCGCGGCGGCGGAAAAAGCGGCGGCGGCGGCGGCGGCGAGGAGCAGCUCGCGGCGAGCGGGCGACGCCGCCAGCGACCGGGGCGUGCUGGCGCGGCCGAGCAGGAACCAGGAGCUGCCGCGGCUGCUGGCGGAGGGAGGGGUGGAGCUCCGCGUGGCCGUGAACCCGCCGGGGGCGAGCAACAACGUGCUGGUGCCGGAAACGGAGGUGGUGGUGGAGUUCGACAACGACGGCGAAGCGGUCGAGGAGGAUGCUCGUAACGGCGGAGGGGGCUCCGUGUCGUGGUCCAAGAAGUACCACGCCGUCCGCCUCCACGACGCCUCCACCGGGGAGGUGCUUGUCCCGAGCCAGAGGCAGGGCAUCAGCGUCGUCUACGAGAUCUGGCGCGGCCAGCAGCUGGUCGAGUUCACGCCGUGCGACGUCCCGUUCGACAAGAACGGCGUAUACUUCUUCACCGCACCCAAGUUCCACCGCACGGGCAGGUUCCGCCUCGUGUUCCACGUGGUGCCGGCGCAGUUCUACGCCGCCCCGCAGCCCGGGGACGAAGGGGCGGCCACCGCGGAGAAGAAGAAGGGCUUCAACAUCAAGCCCCUUGAGUUUCACGUGCAGGUGAGCCCUCGAUUCACCUACACUGGUGCGGUGGCGGCCCUCCACAAGCUAAGAGCGGUGCCGUACCUGAAGCAGCGUCACCGGGAGGAGUCGGAAGCUGUCGAGGUGGAUCUUGACCUGCGAUUCGACUGCGACGAGGGGCUUCCGGCUGCCACUACGACGUCGGGGUGGACCCCGAGUCUGAGGGAGUGCUGGGUGUCGCACGUGGCGUCGGCAACGAGGAGCCAGGAUCUGAUGGAGGCCCUGCUGCUGCUGGAGUUGUGCCUGGACCAGAAGUGGCUGAAGCCAUGGUACCGCCCCGCGCAGCAGAAGAUGCAAUCGGCGUGGCACCUGCUGAGGCUAUCCACCCCGGCAGCCGUUGCUCUCCGCCUGUUUGCACUCGACCGAGCCAUUCUUUAUGACAAGGUGGCAACGAGGGCGCAACGAGGCUCCCGCCUCCGCAACGGCAUCCAGCUCCGAGGACGCUCCUCGGCAAGCUCCCGUGGCGGCGGCGACACAAAGGCCGCCCGCGCCGUCGGGAGGAGCUCUCGAACAUCCCUCCGGGCCGCUGGCAUGACGCCUUCCAAGCCGCGCGGCCGCCAGUCGCGAACUAGCCGUGCGGCAGAGGGGAGAGGGGACGACGGGCGGAGUCGGAAGCCUCCUCGGCGUGGGCGGCCGGCGAAGAAGACAUCAGGCGGGGGUAGCAGAGAUUUGUCCCCGGGUUCGUGGGAAGAGGAUGAUGAUGAUGAUGAGGAGGAGGAGGAGGAGGAAGAGGAGGAGGACGAGGAGGCAGCGGGGCGUGAUCGGCGGAAUCAGAACCGCAUCUCGCAGCAGCAGGAGGAAGCGGGCGAGGAGAUCCAGAAGCGGCGGCGGGGCGCUUCGGCGGCCGACAACCGGCGAUCGAAAUCGAGCGGCGGCAACAAACGGCUCAAGACGGCGGCGGCGGCAGCGGCGGCGGCAGCGGCAGCGGCAGCGGCGUCCGCCGAGAGCGUCGACGGCGUCGACGACGACGCCUUGGCCCCGACCACUUGGUCGUGCCCCAUCUGCACCGUCGACAACGACCUGGCCGACGACAAGUGCGUCGUGUGCUCGCAGCGCCGACCUGCGGCAGCCCUCCCCCGGGGGAGCCGUAAGCGACGGCGGCAACAACCGGUGGACGACGACGGUGGCGUCGCCGGCGCCGGCGGCAGCCGCGGCCGCGCAAGCGGCGAAGAGUCCGAUGCAGGCGGCGGCGGCGGCGGCGGCGGCGGCGGCGGCGGCGGUGGUGGCGGCGGCGCACCCUUGUCUUCUGGCGGGCGAGAUAGGCAGCGGCGGGGGGUCGCCCGCGUCAACUACGCCGAGGACAACGACGUCGAUAGCGACGAAGACGCAGCGUCGGCGGGGGGCGGCGGGCAAGGCGGCGGGCGCGGGGCGAAGAAGAGCAAGGUGGUGCGGUCGGGCCGGAACGCUCCCGUCCCGCUCAAGGAUGAGCUGCGGCGGGGCGUGGCGGAGGAGGAGGUGCUGCCGGGCGACGUGCGCGAGUUCCGGAGGGUGGUGCGGUCCGCGGUGAAGGGGUUCUCGAAGGAGGCGUUUACCUUGCACUUCCGGGACGCCGUGGACCUCGUGGCCUACCCGCAGUACACGGACAUCGUGAAGGAGCCCAUGGACCUGGCCAGGAUUCUCUUCAAGCUCCGCCAGGGAGAGUACGACUCUCAAGAGGGCCGCAAGUUGCUUCUGCGAGACAUCAACCUCAUCCCCGAGAACUGCGAGACCUUCAACGGCAAGGGUGUACAGAUAUCGCAGAACGCGCACCAACUGGCGCGCGACUUGAUAGACCGCCUGGACGACCACGGGCAUCUCUUCCCCGAAGGGCGGUAG
Messenger RNA from Ectocarpus siliculosus, 8541 nucleotides. NCBI's taxonomy places the organism in Eukaryota, Phaeophyceae, Ectocarpales, Ectocarpaceae. The record is from the annotation of a GenBank genome assembly.